Molecule: messenger RNA, 1657 nt
Organism: Amoebophrya sp. A25
Lineage: Eukaryota; Dinophyceae; Syndiniales; Amoebophryaceae
Source: the annotation of a GenBank genome assembly
AUCAAGAUCAACAUGCUGAGUCGAUCUGAUGCUUGAUGCCGCAGUACAGCUAGUUUUUUCUAGACAACAACUGGGUCUAGGGGUAAACUACACUUGAAUAUGCAAAUAAAGUGACAGUGGUCGUGGUGUAUAGUCCUUGUCCUGGUAGCUAAGAGUUGUAAGAGGAAGAUGUACUAGAUGUACAACUGUCCUUUGAUUGUGUAUCAUAAUCUAUUUUCCUACUUCUAGAAGUUCUUACUUGUUUAAUAGAAGUGGUCUUGACGUUCGUACGAAAAUGAUGUUCCCAUCGCCUGCUGCCCUGGAGGCUUCUCGAGAGAAGGCGGUCCUCGGAGGCGAAGAUGAACAGCUCCACCGUUAUCAAGAAGAUUCAGGGCGACCUUCGCGACUGUCAGUCGCUGAGGAGACGGUGGUUACGGAUCAUCAAGCGCGACAGCUGUACCAUAUGGUGCAGAAGGCGGAGGGAGUGAUUGCUCCUGGUGCAUGGUAUACCUCCGUACUUUUUUUCCGGGCCUUCUAUGCGCGAAGGUCAAUUCUGGAGCACAAUCCAGAGACGAGCCUGUUUUGCGCUUUGUUGCUAGCGUUGAAAGCUGAGGAGCAGGCACUUGACGUCAGCUUUUUCGCAAAUCUACUUGGGAAAAUACUGGGCGCACCAACACCAGCAUCUUCAAGUUCGGCUUCAGAUGCUUCAGUUACAGUUCCCCACCCAGGACCAGAAGAUAGAGCCGCGACAAAACGGAAAAUCGAGAAAAGGUGGGCCGAUGUCUUGCGCAGUGAACUCGAUUUCAUCGAAGGCAUAGAUUUCCAAUUGGUGGUGGAAAAACCCUUUGCGAUACUAGAGCUUUUAGCCGAAACCUUAGUAGCAGAACAAGGCCCCCCGUCGUCCGAAGCUUUUGGUGAGGAGAAGAACCAUUAUAUUCAUCAAGAAGUGGACGCAGUAUCAUUGGUAAAGCCUUGGACAAGUGAGCAAGUGAGGGCUGCUGCAAUGAGUGAUGAGGCCCUGUGUUUGCCAGUCCGGCUUAUUGCUAUCGCUAUAUUCGUCGCAGCAGGAAAUCGGGUGCCAGCAAGCGUGAAACGCUUUAAGAGAUUGGAUUUGUAUCACUUUACUUUUGGAUUUGAGUCACUUCGUUUUCGAGAGAUUAUUUUUGAUCUUCUAUCUAGAAUGAGAUGAUCUACACGCUCUACGACACUUUUUCAUCUAGUACAUAGUAAAACACCUUGGAGACCUCUAGAUUAUUAGUUGACGUCCUAAGACUAACUACUAGUUGUAGUUUGUUGUGAAUGAGAACAAUGUAACUACAACUGUUCCAAACUUCAUCUACUUUCAUAAUUCCCCUGAGCGCGGAAGAAGUGCAGCUGAUGAAGCCGUUGAUUCUCAAGGUUCGUGCGGCUGAAGGCGCGACGACCUCAGCUGAGCAGGCUGCCCAGUUAGGGACAAUCCUGAACAAGCGGAAACAGUGUCUCAAACAACGGAAAGCCAAAUAGCAAAUGAUUUAAAGCUCAACAGAUGACAUGGUGGAAGAGACGACACGCGACGCAGAACAAUGAAAAUCUUCUUGGCAUUUUUCGAAGAACGCCCCUAUUCCUGAAAAUGAAUUAUCCGGCUACUAUCGACCACGACGCCGACGAAAGUUGAAAUGAUAAACGUGAGAAAAUACAA